Messenger RNA from Fusarium oxysporum Fo47, 2055 nucleotides. Its product is annotated as heterokaryon incompatibility protein-domain-containing protein. The coding region runs from base 175 to 2055 and encodes 626 amino acids. The transcript has 3 exons. The record is from RefSeq and is a predicted model, not a curated record. Lineage: Eukaryota; Fungi; Ascomycota; Sordariomycetes; Hypocreales; Nectriaceae.
CCCAAGUGAAACAGAAAGCAAAAGCCCUGCGGCCUAUAUUUGAUUCCUCUAGCCUAAAAUCAGGUUGUUUACCUAAGACCAGUCGUAACAAUUCUAUUACGGUAAGUUACGAGGGCUAACUAUGACGUUCAUCUUCAGAGCACGGUUAAAUAUCGUCAGACACCCUUAUCUACUAUGGAACAAGAUCUACCAAGCUUUCAAUCUGACGUUACUGCCCUGCAGCCACACUCUUGUACUUGUUGCCAGAAGCUGCUGAUCCAUAAUAUGUCGACCUAUGGUAGUGUUACAGGCAAGUUUUCCUAUACGAAAGUAGCAGAGAUGGCUUCCUCGGGUUGCCUGCUCUUCCAGACUUUACAAACAAAGUUCGACCGUGUCUCAUAUCCAGCUUGUCGAACACGUCAUGACUUGACUUUAGAACCACGAACUUGGAGUGAUGGUGAUAUAUUGCGGGGUCUAGGCUUCAGAUGGGAAAUGAAGCCAGAAGAUCAUCAAGUCAGGGGUUACGAGGACGAUGAAGAAGAGAAUAUGUUAUUCGCUUUGGUUCCAAAAGAUAAUCUUGCUCAUAAAUUUGUUGAGGCUUCGCCUUUCAAUCUGCAUCCUGGCUCGGCUGAAAGCUUCGCAUGGAUUAAAAAGCGGUUUCACAGAUGCCGACGCCGUCAUGUCGAAUGCGAAAAACGUGCCAGAGAGAAUCGACAAAACUUGGCUAUGCCGAAGAGACUACUGGACGUAGGUCAACUUGGUGACCCCUUCAUCAGGUUGUUGGAAGCAAGCGACGAUGCCAGAGUAUCCUUUGCUAUUGGCAGUUAUGUAUGGGGCAACGGCUUAAAAGAGGACGCUAUAAAACAAGCUCAAACGACCAAGGAAAACAUAGGCUACAGAAUAGCUUCUGGAAUCGAAGCCACAGGCCUACCAAAGAGCAUUCAGGACCUCAUCGAAGUCACGCGACAGAUCGGUCUUCGAUAUCUUUGGCUGGAUGCUUUCUGCAUUGUCCAAGAUGACAACGACGAUAAAGACCAUCAAUUUAACUCACUAGCUGAGUUUUACAAGCAGGCAGGCAUUCUAAUUUCAGCAGCAAGCGCUUCGGACUGCGGCGAGGGAUUUCUACAAUCCAGAACAGUUGAUCGGUGUUACGGCUCGAUCUUUGAGUUGCCUUACGAGUGGAAAGUUGAUGGCCACGAGACUCGAGGAUCCUUGCUCUUGUCGGAAAUGGACUUGGACGGUUCCACAGACAAUGACCCUGUGCAUAUGCGAAUUUGGACAUUUCAGGAACAUCUCGUGUCAUCGCGGGUCAUUAGCUUUGGCUCUCGACAGAUCAAGUGGACAUGCCAGCAAGAAAAGAAUUCUGUCGAUGGUGGCAAUUACCACGAAAUGAUAGGUGGCCUGGAGUACAACCUUAGAAUAGCAUUUUCCCCAUCUCGAUAUCCCUACGAGACUUUAGUGGAAAAGGGAUGGAGGGUUAUGAGUUGGAUGGAGAUCGUUGAGGAAUAUUCUAAGCGUGACUACUCUCGUCUAGAAGACAGGGUCCCGGCGUUUUAUGAAGCUAUGUCACUUUUAGCACCUCAUAUGGGCUGGACAAGAGAUCAGUUGAGGAACUUAAAGUUUCUGCAAAGGAUGGAAAACUUGGACCAUCGUGGUCUUGGGCGACAUUACCCGGCGGAGUCAUCUAUCGGCUCACAGCUUCGCCAACUGGGCGAUACUAAUCCAACUAUCGAAUUCCAGAAGAUUGAUGGUCAACCACCAUGCCUCACGAUAGAGGGUUUUGUUCAGGAAGCCGACUGGAUUGGGAAUUAUACAAUCGACGUACCAGCCGAGGAUGUCCAGCUCUUUCAAGUUGAUCUGGAUGUCGAAAUGCCACCACAGCCAGUAUUUUUGCUUGAUUUGUCCGCAUCCUAUACAUCACCAUUCAGCAUGGGGUUAGUUCUGGUAAAGAUUCCAGGAUAUCUGACGCGUUUUCAAAGGUGUGGCCGCUUCGAGGCUAUUGAAGUUAACCCAGAUGGGUCACAUAUACUCUUCUCAAAGAAAGGUGGAUCAUUCAAGACAAUUACGAUAAUCUAG